AAUUUAUAGACGAAUUUCUUUCGAAUUGCUAAAAUACAAUUUUAUCGCUAAUUACAAGGAAAUCGACGAUCUGUAAUUAAUAUUUAAUAUUAUAUGGGCUCUAAAUAUUGUAUAAACUCCAGCGCUUUGCUCUGAAGUAUAAUAAUUAGUGCAGUAACACAGUUAUUCAUCAUACCGCUAUUUGUGAGUGUACACUUCGAUUUGUGGAGGCCAGGCAUGGCGGACCAGUCAUCUGUAUUGGCUAUAGUGAUCCUAGCAGUGGGAGUCACGGUCCACUUCUCGUUGCAUAAAGUUGAAGAAGGGCAUGUGGGAGUUUAUUAUCGUGGAGGAGCUUUGCUCCCAGUGACGAGUCAGCCUGGUUUCCACAUGAUGAUUCCCCUUUUGACAUCAUACAAAGCUAUUCAGACGACACUUCAAACUGAUGAAGUAAAAAAUGUACCCUGUGGAACCAGUGGAGGAGUCAUGAUAUAUUUUGAAAGAAUUGAAGUUGUUAACAAAUUGGAACCAGCUAGUGUGUUGGAUAUGGUACGAAACUUCACAGCUGAGUAUGACAAAACCCUCAUAUUCAACAAGGUCCACCAUGAAUUGAAUCAGUUCUGCAGUGCCCAUACCUUACAUGAGGUAUACAUAGACUUAUUUGACCAGAUUGAUGAGAAUUUGAGGACAGCACUACAAAGAGAUCUUGACGAAAUGGCCCCAGGCCUAAGGGUGCAGGCGGUCAGGGUGACCAAACCAAAGAUACCAGAGACAAUCCGUAAAAACUAUGAGCUUAUGGAGGCUGAAAAGUCAAAGCUUUUGAUUGCUGCUCAACAUCAAAAGGUGGUUGAGAAAGAAGCUGAGACAGCCAGACGUAAAGCUGUAAUUGAGGCAGAAAAAGAGGCCCAGGUUGCCAAAAUUCAAUAUGAACAGAAGAUCAUGGAAAAGGAAUCAUUGCAGAAAAUAGAACUCAUUGAAGACAGUAUCCACAAAGCUAAGCAACAAACCAAGGCUGAGGCAGAUUAUUACCAUCUGAAGAAACAAGCUGAAGCAAAUAAACUUCUGCUGACAAAAGAAUAUUUGGACUUGAAGAAGUAUGAAGCUCUCUCUCAGAACAAUAAGAUCUAUUUUGGAAGUGACAUCCCUAAUAUGUUCCUUCAAGCUAGUGUUGGUGAGAGUGGAGUCAAAAGUGUUCAGGUUGAAUGAGUAGUUGUUACUCUGACAAGACCUCUGCUAGUCAUUGAGUAGUGUGCGAAGUAUUUAUACUUUUUCUAAGCAAAUUGUGGGUCUCUAUACAUAAUAAUUGUCUUUUGAUGAAAGAUUCUGAUAUUGUGAUAUAACUUUGUAUUUAUUGUAUACUCAUUCAUGCAUUAGCAUUUCUUAAAAGUUAUUAAUGUAAGGUCUAAACAUUCGACUGACUUGACAUAAAAGAUCAAUGUAAAUAUUUGUUUAAGUAAAAUAAACAAACUAGAAUUAU
Molecule: messenger RNA, 1453 nt
Organism: Ostrinia furnacalis (Asian corn borer)
Lineage: Eukaryota; Metazoa; Arthropoda; Insecta; Lepidoptera; Crambidae
Product: erlin-2
Exons: 7
Coding region: 217-1182 (321 amino acids)
Biological process (GO): SREBP signaling pathway
Cellular component (GO): endoplasmic reticulum membrane; endoplasmic reticulum
Molecular function (GO): ubiquitin protein ligase binding; cholesterol binding
Source: RefSeq, a predicted model, not a curated record